Messenger RNA from Dalotia coriaria, 1448 nucleotides. It is a transcript of the gene shu, whose product is annotated as inactive peptidyl-prolyl cis-trans isomerase shutdown. The coding region runs from base 144 to 1268 and encodes 374 amino acids. The transcript has 2 exons. The record is from RefSeq and is a predicted model, not a curated record. Gene Ontology annotation, molecular function: Hsp90 protein binding; peptidyl-prolyl cis-trans isomerase activity. Gene Ontology annotation, cellular component: cytoplasm. Gene Ontology annotation, biological process: piRNA processing; spermatogenesis. Lineage: Eukaryota; Metazoa; Arthropoda; Insecta; Coleoptera; Staphylinidae.
CAACAAUAAUCACGACACACGUGAAAGCAAGUAUGGAAAAACGCUCAUUCAGCUGUUUUUACAUCGCGCCAACUUGUUAAUAGCAAUUCACUGCUAACAAUAUUAAUCAAUCUUUAAAUUUCUGAACCUGUGCUUCUCUAACGAUGGCUGCGAAACCAGUAAUUCUAGACAAACCAAUGAAUAUGAAUGAAUUGCUAUCUGAGAAGGGCUUCACAUUCCAAACCACAUUCGACGACAACGCCAAUGAUGACGACUCCGAUGAUUAUGAUGAUAUCGGUUCCGAGUUCACUGGUCAACUUGACCAAGUUAACUUAAAGGAUGAAGAUCUUUAUGAAUAUGACCAAGUUCCUUUUGAGGAUAUUGAACCUCUCAUGACUGCCUUGGAUGAGCAAGGUAUGGUAAAAAAGCGCAUUUUCCGCGAGGGUAAAGGUGAUGUCAUUCCAAAGAACUGCAAAGUUACUUACCAUUAUAAAGCAUAUCAGGAAUUAGAAGCAUUGGCUUUUGAUUCCACUUACACUCGUAGAAAGCCUGAAAUAUCUCGCAUUGAUAAUAUUCUAUAUGGCCUUGGAGUGGCAAUCACUUCAAUGAAAAUCCGCGAAAAAUCUCAAUUCCUCAUUAAACCAGAAUGGGCUUAUGGUGUGAAUGGCAUUCCACCUCGUAUUCCACCCAAAGCAACAAUUCUCUUUGAAGUGGAACUCUUAAGUUUUGUUCCUCUUACUGACAAUGAUCAAGAAGAUGAAGAGAUGAGAGAUUCUAAAGAUUUCACUAAGAAUUAUCAAAAGGCGUUGGCGCUUUGUGCUGAAGCAAAACAUUUGAUUGCUGUUGAGAAGAAAAAUAAGGUUGCGAUUCGUAAUUACAACCAUGCAAUCAAUAUUUUAUCGAAUGUCACUGUGGCGGAUGAUGAGCAAGAGAAGGAUUAUGUGACUUUGCUUAUUCGAUUGUAUACGAAUCUUGCGAUUACUCAUAAUCACCUGGAUCACUGGGAGAAAUGCUGCUUGAAUUGUAAGGAAAUCGAUAAGUUGUGCAACACUUUUUACCGGACUGUGGACGGUAGGGUGUAUUACAAUCAUUCUAAGGCGUUGUUUGGUUUGGGUGAUCUUAUUGGCGCUGAAGAAAUGCUGCGUAAGGCAGCAAAGAGCAGUUCCUAUGAUCGGCCUGACCCGCAUAUUCUGGCUUUGUAUAAGAAGAUUCAGGAGGCGAAGGCUAAAGAGUCAAAGUUAGAGAAAGAUUUGGCAAAAGCCAUGUUCAAAAAGAAUGGAAAUAAGUAAGGUGCAAGUUAAGUAUUAAUUAAAUUUACAAAAAGAGUAUUUUAUGUGAAUCUCAAUAUUGGAGGAACAUGUUAAGAGUUUUGCAAUUAUUUGGUUUAGAAUGUUAAUGAGUUCAAUUAUAAAUAUUUUCUAUUUUUAUACUUAAAACAGUUGAAAUAAAACCGCAAUUAAAAAAGUUAA